This is a messenger RNA of Emericellopsis atlantica, 927 nucleotides long. RefSeq lists its product as uncharacterized. The coding region runs from base 104 to 823 and encodes 239 amino acids. NCBI's taxonomy places the organism in Eukaryota, Fungi, Ascomycota, Sordariomycetes, Hypocreales, Bionectriaceae. The transcript has 3 exons. The record is from RefSeq and is a predicted model, not a curated record.
GAAUCAGUAGUUGAUCAAUACUGCACUUGGUAUUUUCUAGCACAAUGGUCAUGCCCUUUAGAGAACUCUAAAGGUAGAUCUCGUGCUACGUACCCGAAGGUGGAUGGUCUGUGCGCCCCCAGUCAUCCAGAACUCCAUGUCCAUUGACGUAUCGUCUGCCGGCAGCACUGGACUGGGUUAUCAAUCGUACGUACUCGCACGCGUUGCCAAGUCACGAUCUGCCAUCACCGGCACCUUCACGCCCGCCACAAUGGCCGAGCCAACAGCCGUGUCGGUCAUUAUCGAGCCGCUGUCCCUCAUCUUCGGCUUUGCCUACUCAGCCGUGACAAGCAUUCACUACAAGUGGUGGAUCCUGCAUAUGGCAACAGUUGUCGCGUUCCCAUUCCAGCUUCUCCUGAUACCGCUGCGCAUAGUCACGUCAGUUCUGUCGGUGGUGUUCGCGCCCUUUAUAUAUCUUGGCUAUUGCUUUAUCGCGCUCGCGAGCACCUUGUGGACAUGGCUUGCUAGCCUCGAGCCACUGUACACUUUUGUGGUCACCGCCGCUACAAUAGGAAUAUCUGCUGGCGUCGUGUUGGCCUUGGUGUCCAACUUUGUCUCGACCAAGCUCAGUAUCCAGGAUUCGCCGUACGAUGAUGCGGCAGAGGAUAGUGACGGCGAGGAAAUCAGUCCUCUGCCGAAGCGCCGUUUCCUCUCUGACAGAGGUGACUCGGAUGAAGCGGACUGGCAGUGGUUGGAGACGUCCACAUCUCCCGUCCGCCGGAAGCGUGCAUCUGGUUUGCUGUCACAGACGAUACAUGAGGAAGAUGACUCUUCAGACGCUUAAUUGAAUCUCUUUACAUCGACAGAAAAGGCUUGACGAGCCAGUUCCGCACUUUCCACGCUGCCUUUUUGGGGUAUGUUGUUCGCUAAGUGCUUACUUGUGCAAUG